AAAAGUUUCUUUCUACCCCAGUCAUCAGGUGGAAAGGUUUUCCCUGCUCGUCCCGUUUCCCUCUCAUCGCCCAGUCCGGGGCGACGAAGCGCCAUUAGGUUUUGGAGGAAGUUUAUAUCCUUCCUCUACUAUCGGUCAGAGGUUGAGUCGGAUCCAUCCUUAUGCGUUAUCCUGCUAGCUUCUUGUGAUUUGAGUAAUGGAUGCUCUCAGGAAGCAGGCCACAAAGCUCCGCGAACAGGUCGCCAAACAGCAACAGGCUGUUUUUAAGCAGUUUGGAGGUGGAGGAUAUGGAGGAUCAGAUAAUGUGAUUACAGAUGAGGCCGAACUUCAACAACAUCAGAAACUUGAGAAGCUUUACAUUUCUACCCGUGCGGGCAAGCAUUUUCAAAGAGAUAUUGUUCGCGGUGUGGAAGGUUUCAUUGUUACAGGAUCUAAACAAGUAGAGAUUGGCACUAAAUUGUCCGAAGAUAGUCGAAAAUAUGGCAAUGAGAAUUCUUGUACCAGUGGUGGGACAUUAGCGAAAGCUGCUUUAAGUUAUGCAAGAGGUCGUGCUCAAAUAGAAAAAGAACGUGGGAAUCUUCACAAGGCCUUGGGCACUCAGGUUGCGGAGCCAUUGAGAGCAAUGGUAUUGGGAGCUCCACUAGAGGAUGCUCGACAUCUUGCUCAACGCUAUGACAGAAUGCGUCAGGAAGCUGAGGCCCAGGCUAUUGAAGUAUCUAAGCGCCAAAUGAAAGUGAGGGAAGGCACAGGAAAUGUGGAUAAUAGUGCAAAGCUAGAUGCAGCAGAAGCAAAGCUGCAUGAACUUAAGUCAAAUAUGGCAGUUUUGGGUAAAGAAGCUGCAGCUGCAAUGGCUGCUGUUGAAGCCCAACAGCAAAGGUUAACUCUCCAACGUCUUAUUGCAAUGGUUGAGUCAGAGCGCACUUUUCAUCAAAGAGUUCUUCAAAUCCUUGAUCAGCUUGAAGGAGACAUGGCAUCCGAACGCCACAGGAUUGAAGCUUCUCCUAACCCAGUUCUGGAUAAUCCGCCACCUCCAUCAUAUGAAGAGGCCAACGGCUUGUUUACUUCCCAAAGCCCAAAUUAUGAUGUGCCAAGUGACAGUUCUUCCUACUUCUUAGGCGAGGUUAUGCAUCCUUAUCGUGCUGAGUCAGAUGUAGAGCUGAGUUUGUCAGUUGGUGACUAUGUCGUUGUUCGUAAGGUCACUCGUACUGGCUGGGCAGAGGGGGAAUGCAAGGGGAAGGCUGGUUGGUUCCCAUCUGACUAUGUGGAAAGACGUGAGCGUGUUCUUGCAAACAAGGUGGCUGAAGUGUUUUGAACAUUCCCACUUUGUUAAAAGAGUUGCAGUGUUGUUGUAUAGUGGUGAAGGAUUUUGCAUUCCAUGUUUGCACAAGGAGAAUAUGCUUUCACUUGGCACCGAAAAGUGAACUGGAGGCCUUCACUGUGGUAUCACAUUCUUUGGAAGUUUGAGAGUUCCUUUGGCGAUCCAUGUCGUGCUCAUUGCAUCUCAAUCGCUGCAUACAAUAUCUAUUAUGUAUUAUUUGUGGAGAUACGAAUUGCCUUGAUUUGUUCACUUGUGUCUUCUAUAUGACCUUGAUUAUCGAAUGAAAGGGACUGAAUGGAGUGACAGGUCUUUAUUUUCUGACACUCGUGCUUCAUCGUUUA
Messenger RNA from Amborella trichopoda, 1659 nucleotides. Its product is annotated as SH3 domain-containing protein. Gene Ontology annotation, molecular function: protein binding. The record is from RefSeq and is a predicted model, not a curated record. Lineage: Eukaryota; Viridiplantae; Streptophyta; Magnoliopsida; Amborellales; Amborellaceae.